CUCAGACCAGAUCUUCUAAAAAAAAUCAUGCAUCGCUUCGGGCUCAGCACCACACUGUUGCUGGCAGCAACCUGUUCGCUCAUGAUGACGGCAGUUGUUUGCAACGAUAGAGUGAUCACCUGUGGAAGCAGCCAGAAUGUCCAUCGCCUGAGCUGUGGUGAUGGAGUGAUCACUGUGCAGAAAGCAUUGUAUGGACGUGCAGACAAUCAGACCUGCAGUGAGGGAAGACCUCAGUCUCAGGUCAUCAAUACACAGUGCUCUCAAGAGGGCACUUUGGGCGUCAUCAAGUCACGCUGUGAUGGCAAGACGGACUGUGAACUGAACAUUAACGUCUUCCGUACAUCUGAUCCCUGCGUUGGCACCUACAAAUACCUGGAUACCACCUUCACCUGCUUCCCAGCAAUUCAUUUUGCUGUGUGUGAGAACUCUUUGGCAGACCUCCAGUGCGAUGUGGGACAGAUUAUAUUUGUGUACGGUGCUUACUAUGGACGCCGGGACAUGACCACCUGCUCUUACAAAAGGCCUGCUGAUCAGCUGGAAAAUGUCUUCUGCUCAAGGCCUCAGAGGAAGGUUGUUGACAGCUGUAAUGGGAAAAACAGCUGUAGUUUCAGGGUGAGCAAUUCGAUGUUCGGAGAUCCUUGUCGCGGCACUUACAAGUACCUGGAUGUGGCUUACACAUGUGUAUAUCCUUCGGUCACUACAAAUCAGCCUCCAAAUAAUUCUUAA
Messenger RNA from Cottoperca gobio, 726 nucleotides. RefSeq names its product L-rhamnose-binding lectin SML-like. Gene Ontology annotation, molecular function: carbohydrate binding. Lineage: Eukaryota; Metazoa; Chordata; Actinopteri; Perciformes; Bovichtidae. The coding region runs from base 28 to 726 and encodes 232 amino acids. The record is from RefSeq and is a predicted model, not a curated record. The transcript is spliced from 9 exons.